This is a messenger RNA of Lactuca sativa (garden lettuce), 1359 nucleotides long. NCBI's taxonomy places the organism in Eukaryota, Viridiplantae, Streptophyta, Magnoliopsida, Asterales, Asteraceae. The record is from RefSeq and is a predicted model, not a curated record.
AUGAUGACAAUUAGUAAUAUAACAAAAAACCGUAUGUGGAUAUAUGAACGUUUAGAUGACAGAUUUAGUGAAACUCUGACAUGUUGGGUGGUAUUAAGUCAUUGGAUGUUUGGGAAGAAUGAGAUGGAGGCCGGUGACCACAUUACUAUCACUGUUACACCGGAGUGGCAUGGACCUUUAAUAGUAGAAGUUGUAAAGGAGUGUGGGGUGAGUCUUGUGUAUGAAGAUGGAGAGAAGAAGGAUGAAGAAGAAGAUGUGUUGGGUUAUUACAAGUCAUGGAAUCACAUAAUUGGUGGAGAUCUCUCUUCUUUUCAAACAACAACCGGACAAUACAUCUUAGACAACCUCCGGUUUUUUGAUGAUGCUGUUAGAUUGUAUCCACAUCAUCGUAAAUUUGUUCCAGACGGCCCCGAGGAGCAAGAACAAAAGGAAGAAUAUUGGUUCAGAGCUUUAUCCCCAAGGAAGGCUGACAUACUUGGUCGUGCAUGUGAGGAUGUAACAAGAUAAAAGGAGUCAUAAUCUUUCAAUCAAUGCUUGGAAAUGGCAAUAUCAAAAUGUGGUUGGGCUGAUAUGAUGGGAAUUUGUCUUAUUUUCUUUACCUAUUUAAUCUUAAGAGUCAGGAAUUAUGGAUCCCUAUUUCAUCCAUUUAGGGCUCUAAAUUCAGGGUUUUUAGUUGUUAUCAAGGUCUUUUGGUUUUAUUUAUUUAUGUUUAUUUUUAUGUCAAAUACAUGAUAUCUUAAGCAAUUAUUGUCAAAUACAUGUUAACUUCUUUGUAAGAAAAUCCAAAAUUUCAUCACAUCUUUCGGAACCCAACUUUCUUCAGCCCUAAUUUCUAGUUAAUAUACAGCACAUGCACAGGGGUUCGCUUCAUAGUUUAUAUUUCCUCCAAUUAACUUUAUAUAACCUUUGAACUAUUAUUUGACUACCAAAUUAAAGGUCAUUAAAUUCCCUCUAAACAACGGCAAUGGUCCACCACAUUGAAUUGGACUUUAACCAAUAAGCUUUUAGUGUUAUGCUACUUCUCCAUGAACAUCAUGUAUUCCUAAGAUCUUUAAAUUACAACUCUCACUGUUUACAUUUGACCUCCAAGAAUAGACAUAAAUUUAAUAUUUAUCUUUUUUCACUUGAAGCCUUUUCAACUUGCUAACAAGCAAGGGUUUCUGUUACAUGACUCCGCAGCUGAUGCAUUAAAAUUGUUUUAUUGUAGUCUUCUAUUUUUAUGGACAUGUUCUGAUCCUUUUGAUGUUAUUCUUUAACAUGUCCCACAUUUAUUUAGCUGAGUCACAUACAUGUACAAACAAACUUAAAGAGAUAUCGGUGUAUUGUAUUGCCAUCUAUAUGUUUUCAUAACAUUUUGUA